Acanthopagrus latus (yellowfin seabream) is the source of this 7384-nucleotide messenger RNA. RefSeq names its product cadherin 4, type 1, R-cadherin (retinal) (gene cdh4). The coding region runs from base 698 to 3484 and encodes 928 amino acids. Gene Ontology annotation, cellular component: plasma membrane; adherens junction; catenin complex. Lineage: Eukaryota; Metazoa; Chordata; Actinopteri; Spariformes; Sparidae. Gene Ontology annotation, molecular function: cadherin binding; calcium ion binding. Gene Ontology annotation, biological process: cell morphogenesis; multicellular organism development; homophilic cell-cell adhesion. The transcript is spliced from 17 exons. The record is from RefSeq and is a predicted model, not a curated record.
GUAGAUAAUCACACAGGCUGUUGGUUUCAGUUCAGCCAUACAUUCACCACCACAGUCUUAUCCCGCGCCGGUCUGGUCUAUCACCACAGCAGCUUUCAUAAAAAGCUAAUAACCCUGCAGCUCCUGCCGGAGACUUCUGAGCGUGGAUCAGGGGCAGAGGGGGUAACUGGGGUGUGAAAUAGACUCCGGUUAGCUGAUGGACACAUGAAAAGACUCGGAUGGCUGCUUGUCACUCACACCGCCAGGCCCGCCUUUUGCUCCAUCUGAAGUUCAAAUAUGAAUCUAAAUAGCCUGGAAAAUGUAUUUUUCUACCAACAGAUCCCAGAAGUGCGCGGGGCAGCAGCAGCAGCAGCAGCAGCAGCAGCAGCAGCAGCAUCACAGACAGUCAGGGAGUGAUGUGAAGCGCAGAUGCACACUGCUCCGCUCCCCUCUGCUCCUCUCUGCUCCGCCGUGCGGUAGGAGGGGUUGUAGUGACGCUGUUAUCCAAUGGGCACCGGCUUCCUCUGGACGGAGCGCAGCGUCUCUGUCUCAGCGGCACUUUUGCGCCAGACAAGUAGGGACCGUCUCUCACUCAGCACCCGAGAAGAAGAAACUGGGCUCCGGGAAUUACUGAGGUGUACUAGGCGAAGAAGACUCAUCUCUUCCCUCCUCUCUUUUUCUCUCUUUUUUCCCCCCCUUAACACGCGGUCCUGCAAAGAUGAACGUUGGCUGCGUCAUCCUGGCGUGCACCGCACUUGUGGGCGCCUCCACGGGGAGUAGGGCGAGCCAGCCCCUCAAACCCCCCUGCAGACCGGGGUUCACCCAGAGCUUCUACACAGUGAUUGUCUCGAGAGACGUACUGCACGGACAGAGCAUUCUCAAAGAUACCGCCCUGUCCAGCGAGCGUGUGAAGUUUGAGGACUGCCAGCGCAGCAGAGAGGUGGGCUUUGUCAGCAACGACCCCAACUUCAGCGUGAGGCCCGAUGGGACGGUGUAUGCAGAGCAGGAGGUGGCCAACCUGUCGGAGCCCGUCCAGUUCAUGGUGACGGCGCGGGGGCUCCAUGACCCGCACAUCUGGGAGACCACCGUUAAGCUAGCUCUGGCCGGACAUCCUCAUCCUUUGGCCCUGACAAAGGUUGGCAUUGAAGAAAUGCUGUCAAGAGUGUGGGACUCCCAACCCAGAGUUAUCAAGUUUUCUCGAAAACAUCAGAGGAGCUCUUCCGCCAAUGGGCUGAGGCGACAGAAGAGAGACUGGGUCAUCCCGCCUAUCAAUGUGCCUGAAAACUCCCGCGGACCCUUCCCUCACAUGCUUGUCAGGAUCCGCUCGGACCAGGACAAGGACGUCGGCAUCCGCUACAGCAUCACAGGAGCAGGCGCCGAUCAGCCCCCGAGCGGGAUCUACAACAUAGACCCCAUCAGUGGCAACAUGUUUGUCACCCAACCCCUGGACAGAGAGGAGAGAGCCUCCUUCCAUCUGCGAGCUCAUGCAGUAGACAUGAAUGGCAACCAGGUGGAGAAUCCAAUCGAUCUGUACAUCUAUGUCAUCGACAUGAACGACAACAGGCCCGAGUUUCAGAACCAGGUGUACAACGGCUCUGUGGCUGAAGGCUCCAAACCAGGCUCCUCCGUGAUGCAGGUCACAGCCACCGACUCGGACGACUCCACCACAGCCAACGGCAUGGUGCGCUACCGGAUCCUCUCGCAGACGCCCCACAGCCCCAUCCCCAACAUGUUCACCAUCAACAGCGAGACUGGAGACAUAGUGACAGUGGCAGCCGGCCUGGACAGAGAGAAAGUGUCCCAGUACACCAUCAUCGUCCAGGCCACUGACAUGGAGGGCAACUUGAACUUCGGCUUGUCCAACACAGCCACCGCCCUCAUCAGCAUCACCGACAUCAACGACAAUCCCCCAGAACUGACAGUCAGAACGUUUUCUGGGGAGGUGCCAGAGAACAAGGUGAACGUGGUGGUGACCAACCUGACGGUGGUGGACAGGGAUCAGCCGCACAGCCCCAACUGGAACGCCGUCUACCGUAUCGUCAGCGGGGACCCCUCUGGACACUUCACCAUCCGCACGAACCCCAUCACUAACGAGGGCAUGCUGACGGUGGUCAAGCCCGUUGAUUUUGAGAUGAAUCGUGCCUUCAUGCUGACCGUGGUGGUGUCCAACCAGGCCCACCUGGCCAGCGGCAUCCAGUCCUCGCUUCAGUCCACAGCGGGGGUCACCAUCUCAGUCCAGGACGUGAACGAGCCGCCCGUCUUCCCGGUCAACCCCAAGACGAUCCGCUUUGAGGAGGGUGUGCCGGCGGGGACGACUCUCACCGUGUUCGCCGCUCAGGACCCUGACCACUUCAUCCACCAGAUUGUCAGGUACUCCAAGCUGUCAGACCCAGCUAACUGGCUGAAGAUCAACAGGACCAACGGGCAGAUCACCACCAUGGCCCUGCUGGACCGAGAGUCCAUGUACGUCAAAAACAAUGUGUACGAGGCCACAUUCCUAGCAUUCGACAAUGGUAAGUCCGGCUCCCCUCAAGCCAGCGGGACGGGCACCCUGCAGAUCUACCUGAUUGACGUGAACGACAACGCGCCGGUGCUGGUACCCCGAGAGGCACAGGUGUGCGAGCGUGCGCGCCCCAACUCCAGGAUCAACAUCACAGCCUCCGACGCCGACGCCGACCCCAAUGUGGGGCCCUUUGUCUUCGAGCUGCCUUCUUUCCCCGCCAGCGUUCGCCGCAACUGGACUAUUUCAAGGCUCAGCGGUGACUAUGCUCAGCUGAGGCUAAGGAUCCCUUAUCUGGAGGCGAGUGUGUACGAGAUCCCCAUCAUCGUGUCCGAUUCGGGGAACCCUCCUUUGUCCAACCGCUCUGUGAUCAGGGUCAAAGUUUGUCCCUGUGAUGAUAACGGGGACUGCAGCGCCACGGGCGCCGUGGCGGCCGCCGGCCUCGGCACUGGGGCCAUCAUCGCUAUACUCAUCUGCAUCAUCAUACUGCUCAGCAUGGUGCUGUUGUUUGUGGUGUGGAUGAAGCGCAGAGAGAAGGAGCGGCAGGCGAAGCCCCUGCUGAUCGACCCCGAGGACGACGUCAGAGACAACAUCCUCAAGUAUGACGAGGAGGGAGGAGGAGAGGAGGACCAGGACUACGACCUGAGCCAGCUGCAGCAGCCCGAGUCUUUAGACCACAUCAUCAACAAGCCGGCGGGGGUGCGCAGAGUGGACGAGAGACCUGUGAUUGCUGAGUCGCAGUACCCCAUCAGACCCAGCCUGCCCCACCCCGGAGAUAUAGGAGACUUCAUUAAUGAUGGUCUGAGGGCAGCAGACAACGACCCCACGGCUCCUCCCUACGACUCCCUGCUGGUGUUUGACUACGAGGGCAGCGGUUCAACCGCCGGCUCAGUUAGCUCGCUCAACUCCAUCAGCUCAGGGGACCAGGACUACGACUACCUCAACGACUGGGGCCCUCGCUUCAAGAAGCUGGCCGACCUCUACGGAGGAGGGGACGACGACUGAGAGCGGAGAAGGGGGCUGGGUGGGGCUGCGGCAGGGGUUGGGAGAGGCGGGGCCGGUUGGAUGGACGCUCCUAGAAACCACGGGCAGGGGCCGGGAACGUGACGAAGGAUCCGGCGGCAGACGUGUGAGGAACAGACCCUUACAGCGACCGAGCCCGCAAACAUGAAUUCCGCUGCAACGCAACUGUAUUCUGGCUUUAUAUUUUUUAGUGGCGAGUUUGUAGUGUGAUGUUUUUUUAUUUUGAUUUUUUUUUUCUUUUUUGUUGUUGUUGUUGUUCUCUCACCGCACUGGACCCGGAGCUCUCUGGGGACGAAAUCAAGGCGGUUCGUGAGAGAGACACACGAGUAGUGAAUUUGUGCUUUGAUUGAUUGUUAAAACAGAACCAUCUCUUGCUUUAGUCUCACACUGAAGAGAAUGUUUUUUGGGAAGACGCUCUCUGACUCUCUCUCUUUCACUCUGUCAACUUGAAUUUCCUUAGAACAGAAGCACUGUCAUUUUAUAAAGUGCCUUUUGUGGUGUGUUUUUGUAUCAGACUCCUGCUAUCUCAGGAUCGGUUGCCAUUCGUGCAGUACAGUGGGGGCACGUUUUCCUCUCGUCGCCUCCCCCACCCCCUCCCCCCACCCCCUCUCCCCUGCGCUCCUCAGACCGGCCCUGCCUAUCACCCUCCUCUCCCCUUCACAGAGGUGCGGACGGACAACCCCAGCAGCCAGUCCCAGGAGGGAAGGACGCGACCAGGGCAGACUAUCGGAUAUGCUAACCCAGUGAAUUACAGUCCAGAAGAAGCCACUAAGAGUUGUUGCGGGGAAGACAAGCCUCUUCUCCAAGGACCUGCUCAGUUUGACUUUCACAAGCAUCAACCCGUCGACACGCUGACAUUGUGUGAGACCAUUUUUAUACAUGUGGGGGUUUUUCUAAUUUAGUGGAGAAUGCCUGCCUUUUCCUCUGUGGACUCAUGAGUUUAGGGGCCUUUAUGUUGAGACGCUUGCCUGCCCUGUACGGUUUUGUGUUGCUUUCUCCACAGUGUAAAGCUUCUGUAGGCAUGAUCUGAUUAGUCAGACAGUGUAAGAAAAAGUGGAACUUGGAAACAAAAGGCAUCUGGGAAAGAUUUUGGGGUUUUUUUGUUUGUUUUGUUUUGUUUUUUGUCGCCUUGAACAUUCCCGUUUUUUAUAGGCCAACAAAACUAUUAAAAGGUGCAUGAUUUUUUUUUUUCCAAAAUGUUUUACUUAAAGCACUUGUUACUAUGUGGUGAGAAUGUGAAAAUAGUCAGCAGAAACUAUAUGAAUAUACUCUGUAUAAAGACACUGAGAAAAUAAAAAUACUGUAAGAUACCUAUUUUUGAAGUAUUGACAACAUAAAAGUUGCUGCUCUUUCUCUAGCUCGUCACUGGGCUUAGGGGAUCUUUGGCCCGUUCAUUUUUAAAUAUGUGGAUAUUUUUAUUUCUUUGUCUUCUGUUGAAGCGUUGUUCCAUUUUUUAAGAUGCCUGCUUAACCAUGAUUUGCUCUUUUUUUUAUUUUGAGAUUGUUUUCUAAAAAAAAAAAAAAAAAAGCUUUGUUAUACUCCUUUUUAUAUGUGAAAACACGGCCUUCCCCUUUCACUCUGUGUUGUUGUCUCGGACAGACGUGUCCCUCCUGUUGGCACCUUGGCCUCGGGACAGUGGAAGGAUCAUUAGCCAUGCCUGCUGAUAGUUGUUCUAUUAUUCAGUGUCCUGGAAUUCUUUUAUCCAUUCAUCUAGAUACUGGAUGUGUGCUUCAGAAAAUAAACAAGACAUGUUUUGAAAACGUGCUAUCUUUUUUUUUUUUUUUUUUGAUAUUCCCAAUGUGCAUCAUCUUCUAUUGUUGCUGAACUGAGGUCAUUUAAAAUUUGUCACUCAAAGCUUUAAAAUAUAAUGGGCCUCUGUUGUCUUUGAAAUGGUCCUUUAUUAAAGGAGAGCUAGUAUGCGUUUUAUUCUUUUUCCUUUCCUUAAGUGUUUUACAUGUUCUUGUGAAUGUAAAAAAAAAAUAUUAUUAUUUUUUUUUAAAAAGCUCCUCUCUCCCACAGAAAACGCUGCUCCUGAAAGGCCUCGUCAGUAGUCCCGCCUCUGAAACCGCAACUUUGGGACAUCACAGUACGUCAACAUGUCAGACAUUUGAAUAAUUUAUGUCUGGCAGCUAGUUUGGCACAUAAGAAUUGAUAUCACACACCUGCUCUGUUGUCAUUAGCGGCGCUCGCUCAGGUGUGUGUGAGGUGACCGAUCAGAGCAGACUGCAUCUUCUGGAGGAUGGGGGUCCUUAAAGAGACAGGAGCUUAAAAACAGACAGAGCAGGGAUAGAUUGCUGCAGCACUGUACAGUAUGAGAAGACUAUUUUUUUUCAGCACUAAAACGUGUACACCUAUCCUAGUAGUGACCACAAAUAAAAUUACAAACCUAAACAUUUGCAUAAUAUGUCUCCUUUAAAGCUUCAUCUCGACUAGCCUAGACUUAAAGACGAUAUGUGUUGGAUGUGAACAUGCCUGACAUUUGCUCCCUCCCAGUGGUAGUAUUAAUGAAGAUACUGCUGCAGACAGCAAUUCAUGCCUCUAACCCCCACCCACACACAUGCAUCAACCAGAGGAUACUGAUGAUUAAUGAGCUGAAGCAACACAGGGAAUGCAUCAGUUUUCACCAGGAUUGUAUUUCAAAUACACUUUAAUCACACGGUGGCUUUAAGUUCACUGCUUUCUCUUUCAUUUGUUCAUAAAGCGGUUUGCAUUUGCGCACUGAAUUACAGCAUCGUCUUUAUUUAUUACAAUGGAAUCAUGUAUUUUAAGUGCUAGUAAGAGGCAUGAAGCAGAACAAACCCCCCCUUGCAAUUACACAGUUAAUCUUUGGCCCUGUUUCUUUAAUAUGGCUCUUUUUCUAAUAAAACCCACACUAUUUGUUCUUUUGUUGCAUCUCAGAUGGCGUAGGAGAGCAGUGUAUGGGGUCAGGAAUUGUAUUUGUGUCCGUUCCUGUGAUUUCAAUUAGUCGGCUGAAGCGGCAAAAAAAAAAAAAAAACCACUGGGGACUUAAAGGGAUUUAAUCCUCUCCGGCUGUGUGUCUAUCAAUUAGCCACACCAUUAAUCCCCACGGCGUAAUCUCAUUAGAUAGAGCGCCUUUAAUGAGACACCCAGAGAGAAGGCACAGAGGCAGGCAGUAAGAGAGAGAGAGAAAAAUGAGGCGGAGGCCAGGACGCAGGUAGGCCGUGUGGAGAGGUGAUUAGUAGGAUGGAAGAGAGGGGUCAGCAGAUGGGAGGAGGGCGUGGAGGAAGUGAGAUUCAAGCUCAGCGGGGACAAUGCAUAACAUUUACAAAAUGGCUUCAAAAAAAGGUUAAAUAUGAGGUAGAGGUAUGGAGUGCUGCUUAAUCAUAUGUUGUCCACUAUGGGCCGGAAAUUAGAGGAGUGGGCAAUGGAGAGGUAAAGACGACAGGGUCAUGGGUGAGCAGAGCUGAUGGAGCAUACUGGACUGGGUAAUGAGAGGUGCUUUGAUUCCUCAUGCACAGUGGAAUGUCCCAGUAAUGAGAACACCCCCUAAUAAACCUAAAUUAACCUUUACUGUAAUACAAAAGUGAAUUCUGCUCAGGGCCCGGCAGAAUUGCAGACCUGUGUUAAUAAGGGAGCCAUCAGAGGUGGAUGCCACCGCUCUGAAAUAAUAAUCUAGUUGGUUAAAGGUCAUCUUGGUCAUAACUACUGGGUAUAAGAUAAGGAGAUUAACUUCGGGGAAGGUUUCUUUGAUGGGUUUAGCUCAACUUCUCUUGGUUUCCCAGUGGCAGUGGGCAGACUGAAAGAAGAAAGCAAACUUAAGUUAUCCCCUUGAUAAAUGGCGUAUAUACACUGAAAGCUUUUGCUGCUGGCUUGCAGCCAGUGCCUUGUGUGUUGUAAAUAAAGUUCUCCUCUUCAAACAUG